This is a messenger RNA of Cucurbita pepo subsp. pepo (vegetable marrow), 2195 nucleotides long. Its product is annotated as putative leucine-rich repeat receptor-like protein kinase At1g68400. Gene Ontology annotation, molecular function: protein kinase activity; protein binding; ATP binding. Lineage: Eukaryota; Viridiplantae; Streptophyta; Magnoliopsida; Cucurbitales; Cucurbitaceae. Gene Ontology annotation, biological process: protein phosphorylation. The record is from RefSeq and is a predicted model, not a curated record.
UACACCCCUGUCACUUCCAUUUCAGUUACUCUUCUUCUCGCGUCUUCUUUUUCCUCUGCACGUCUAAAACUUCUUCUUCUCCCCCCUUCUCUCUGAGUUUUGUUGCAGAGCAACAAUGGCGGCGUCUACUCGGCUGUCGCAUUUGGCUCUCUAUAUUUGCUUACUCCACUUUACAUGUCUUUAUGCCUCUUCGAAUGUAGAUUUAGACGCAUUAAUGGCGUUCAAAGCGGCGUCUGAUAAAGGGAAUAAGCUCACCACAUGGAACUCUACCUCUAAUCCAUGUGCUUGGGAUGGAGUUUCUUGCCUUAGAAAUAGGGUCUCGAGGUUGGUUCUUGAGAAUCUUGAUCUUACAGGCUCUAUGGCUCCUCUUACGGCUUUGACUCAGUUACGAGUGCUGAGCCUUAAGCGGAACCGUCUCUCUGGUCCCAUUCCCGACCUCUCCAACUUCACUGCUCUCAAACUCGUGUUUCUAUCGUACAAUGAAUUUUCCGGUGACUUCCCGGCUUCUUUUCGGUCUCUCGUCCGGCUCUACCGUCUCGAUCUUUCUCACAAUAACCUAACUGGAGAGAUACCGGCUUCUGUUAACCGUAUGGCUCAUCUUCUCACUCUCCGGGUCGAAGAUAACCGGUUUUCAGGUUCUAUUUUGGAACUGAACCUGCCGAAUCUUCAGGACUUCAAUGUUUCAGCGAACAGUUUCUCCGGCGAAAUCCCCAAAUCGUUGUCGACGUUUCCUGAGUCUUCUUUCGGCCAGAACUUGGGUUUGUGUGGUUCCCCGCUCCAGAGCUGUACGAGCAUUGUCAGUAAUCCGACGGAACCCGGAUCCGAAGGGGCAAUUGCCUCGCCCAUUACACGGCCGCGGAACCUCACUGUUUCAUCUUCUCCGACUUCCCUUCCCGGAGUUUCACCUGAAACAAAGCCGGAAAAUACACACCACCACAGCACUGGAAAGAUAGGUUCUCUAGCACUAAUCGCCAUAAUUCUCGGCGACGUUUUGGUACUAGCAGUGGUCUCGCUUCUUCUCUAUUGUUAUUUCUGGAAAAACUCUGCUGACAGAUCCAGAGACAGGAAGGGAUCGUCGAAGCUUCUGGAGAGCGAGAAGAUUGUUUACUCUUCUAGUCCAUUUCCAGUCCAAGGCGGAACAGAGAGAGGCCGGAUGGUGUUCUUCGAGGGAGUCAAGAAGUUCGAGCUCGAAGAUUUGCUUCGAGCCUCCGCGGAAAUGCUCGGUAAGGGUGGGUUCGGAACUUCGUACAAGGCGAUUCUCGACGACGGCAAUGUGGUGGCGGUGAAACGGCUGAAAGAUGCUCAUGUUGGAGGAAAACGAGAGUUCGAGCAGCACAUGGAGGUAUUGGGAAGGUUGAGACAUGCUAAUAUUGUAAGCUUGAGAGCUUACUAUUUCGCAAGAGAGGAGAAGUUAUUGGUAUAUGAUUACAUGCCCAAUGGCAGCUUCUUCUGGCUUCUUCACGGGAACAGAGGUCCUGGACGGACGCCGUUGGACUGGACGACGAGGUUGAAGAUUGCCGCCGGAGCGGCUAGAGGACUGUCCUUCAUUCACAACUCCUGCAAGUCCCUCAGGCUCGCCCAUGGCAAUGUUAAAUCCACCAACAUCCUUUUGGACCAAUCUGGAAAUGCUCGCGUCUCUGAUUUCGGAUUGGCCCUUUUCACUCCCCCUUCCACUCCUCGAUCCAACGGUUACCGGGCGCCGGAGUGCGGUGAGGGUAGAAAACUAACUCAGAAGGCGGAUGUGUACUCGUUUGGGGUUCUUCUCCUCGAGCUGCUUACUGGAAAGUGCCCUUCCGUCAUGGAGAACGGCGGUGGAUACGGCGGCGUGUUGGAUUUGCCCCGGUGGGUUCAGUCGGUGGUGCGAGAGGAGUGGACGGCUGAAGUGUUUGAUUUGGAGCUGAUGAGAUACAAAGACAUCGAAGAGGAAAUGGUGGGGCUUCUGCAGAUCGCCUUGGCCUGUACAUCGGCUUCGCCGGAUCAACGGCCGAAGAUGAGCCAUGUGGUGAAGAUGAUUGAGGAGCUCCGAGGGAUGGAGGUGUCGCCGUUCCAUGACGGAACUGACUCAGUUACAGAGUCGCCGUCAGUUUCGGAGGGGACUUGCGGCGGAGGAGCCAGCCAGUAAACGACGGUGGGAUGAGGUUGUUUCUAAAUUGUUAUUAGCAAUAGCAGCUGAAGUAGUAGUAGCGNUAAUUUUA